This is a messenger RNA of Oenanthe melanoleuca, 2258 nucleotides long. Its product is annotated as cytochrome P450 2C5-like. The record is from RefSeq and is a predicted model, not a curated record. Gene Ontology annotation, molecular function: oxidoreductase activity, acting on paired donors, with incorporation or reduction of molecular oxygen, reduced flavin or flavoprotein as one donor, and incorporation of one atom of oxygen; iron ion binding; heme binding. Gene Ontology annotation, cellular component: intracellular membrane-bounded organelle; cytoplasm. Gene Ontology annotation, biological process: xenobiotic metabolic process. NCBI's taxonomy places the organism in Eukaryota, Metazoa, Chordata, Aves, Passeriformes, Muscicapidae. The coding region runs from base 379 to 1875 and encodes 498 amino acids. The transcript is spliced from 9 exons.
GGACGAGACAUUAAAGGCUUAGCCAGGACGGUGACAGUGACAUCUUCCUGCAAGGGAGCACCGAGCAAAGGUGACUCAGUGGCACGGGCAGGGGACAGGCACCAUUUCCCCAGCGCUCCCGCGGGGUGUCACAGAGCUCCCAGCGCCCAGGCCAGCUCUGAGGUCUCUGUGCCAGCCCAGUGGGGACAGGCGUGUGCCCGGCUGGGACACAGCAGCGCCUCCGGGUCCCGCCCAGCCCGGAGCCCCUGCUGCUCGGGAAAGGCUGAGCCUGCAUGAGCAGGGAAGGGUGAACAGCAGCUUCGGGCUCCGCUCUGCUCUCUGCUCACUUUCCUCCCUGGAAUUCCUCCGUUUCUUUCCCUGCUCGGCAGAGCAGUGAAGAUGGAUGCUGGAUGGGCUGGGCUGCUCAUCACCCUCCUCCUCCUCCUCUCUGUCCUGUGGUUCCUGGUCUGGAAGAGUGACACGAAGAGGAGCCAGCUGCCUCCUGGCCCAGCCCCGUGGCCCAUCCUGGGCAACCUGUGGCAGAAAGAUGUCCUGCCCCUCUACAGGCACUACGAAAAGCUCAGCUGCACCUAUGGCCCCAUCUUCACCGUGUGGCUGGGGCUGAAGCCGGUGGUGGUGCUCUGUGGAUACGAAGCAGUGAAGGAUGCCCUGGUGGGACACUCCGAGGAGUUUGGGGGCAGGCCCGAGAUCCCCCUCCUGAAGCAGCUCUCUAAAGACUACGGAUUUGUCUCCAACAAUGAGAAGAAGUGGCGGGAGCUGCGAAGGUUCACACUCAGCACCCUGCGGGACUUUGGGAUGGGGAAGAGCUCCAUGUCCCAGAAGGUGCAGCAGGAGGCUCAGCACCUGGUGGAGCUGCUGACAAAGCUCAAAGGCAAUGCCUUUGAGCCGAUGACCACGUUCAGAUACGCAGUGUCCAACGUGAUCUGCUCCGUGGUCUUCGGGAGCCGCUACAGCUACAGCGAUGCAGCUUUCCUGGAGCUGCUCAACACCAUCGGGAACUACAUCAGCUUCUUCCUGUCCCCCAUUGCCAAGGUGUACAACACCUUUCCCAGCAUCAUGCACCGGCUUCCGGGGCCGCACAGGAAGGUCCUGGCCGACUGCCAGAAGCUGAAGGACCACAUCCAGGAGAAGGUGCAGUUCCACCAGCUGACUCUGGACUCCAGCUGCCCCCGGGACUACAUUGACUGUUUCCUGAUGAGAGCAGAGAAGGAGAAGGGCAGCCCAGAGACCAUGUACAGCCACGAAGACCUGAUCAUGUCAGUGUUCAGCCUCUUUGGUGCCGGGACAGUGACAACCAGCAACACCCUGGUGUUCUUCCUGCUGAUGCUGGCAAAGCACCCCCACAUCCAAGCCAAGGUCCAGGAGGAGAUCGAUGCCGUGGUGGGCACUGGCCGUGCUCCCAGCACGGAGGACAAGCUGCAGAUGCCCUACACCAACGCCGUGAUCCAUGAGCUGCAGCGCUUCCACAAGACCCGCAUCGAGAACUUCCCGCGCAUGACGACGCAGGACGUCCUGUUCAGGGGCUACACCAUCCCCAAGGGCACUCCUGUUAUUCCGGUGCUUUCCUCUGUGCAUUCGGAUCCAACCCAGUGGGAGAACCCCAAAGAAGUGAACCCCGCACACUUCUUGGAUGAGAAGGGCGAGUUCAGGAAGCGUGAGGCCUUCAUGGCAUUCUCAGCAGGGAAGCGGAUGUGCCCGGGGGAGGCGCUGGCCCGCAUCGAGCUCUUCCUGUUCCUCACCACUCUGCUGCAGAACUUCACCUUCCAGCUGGCCACCGAGCACAGGGAGCUGGAUUUGUUCUCCCUGUGGCUUGAGAUUGAGAGGAGGGCAAUCCCAGGCAAGUUCUUGGCUGUCCCACGCUCAGUGUCCUCCUAACCUGGGAGAGCAGAGCAGGGAAAGGCUCUUCCAGGUGCCUGCACCCCUGCCCCAGAGUGAGCCCUCUGGCCACGAGGGCUCAGCCACAGCCACCACUGGAGGGACAGUUUGGGAUUGGAGUUUCUUGCCCAAGAACUGUUGGGCACCUCUGCCACCAUCUCCAUGAGCAACGUGCUUCCAGCCCUUCCCAUCCCAAGAACAUGAGGAUCAUGCUCCUGGCACUGCUUUUCCCCCCAUCCCCAUCAUUGCUGUUUGAGCUCCUCAUGGCAGAGCUGCCUGGGGCUCCUGGGCUGGGCGGGGGCUGCCUCAGUUUGGUGAUGGAUUCAGAGAGCUCUGCAAUGAAAAUAACAAUCUCAAUAAUAAAAAUAACCAUCAGAACAGGA